GAUCAAGGUACUGGCAGCAAUUGAUCUACGAAACAAAGUUUUACAAGCUCGAAGUGCCACAUUGGAUGUUGAGGUGCGCAAUGUUGAUGAUUUAUUGAAGGAGUUAUUUGCUUUGCGUCAGCAAUGGCCAUGCCUUCUUGCUGAAGCAAAAGCAGUAGCAGGUGAAAUUGGAAUACCUGUUGAAUUUCCAGUCAAGCGAAAACGACAAAGGAAAUCGUUUUUUGAUGAAGCAUCUCAUGAUGAUACAAGAAAUAUUAAUGCAGAAGACACAUUUAAGAAUGAAGUAUUUUAUGUCCUUGUGGAUGCAGUUAUUGGAGGAAUCACAACUAGGUUUAAUGCAGUCAAAAAGCUCACUGGUACCUUUUCGUUUUUGUGGAAAUAUUUGAGUAUGAAUGAGACUGAUUUGCAUUCAAGUGUACAGAAAUUUGUGGAUGCAUAUAGUGUGGAUGUAUCUAAUGAUCUCAUUCAAGAAAUGGAUGAAAUUAAGAAGAUUCACACAGCUAAUUUUGGUGAGGACCAGUUACAGCCAUUUGAGCUUUUGAACAGUUUAAACAAAUAUAAACUGACCACACUUUUUCCAAAUUGCUGUAUUGCACUUCGCAUUUUUUGCACGCUGCCAGUAACCGUUGCUGAAGGUGAACGUUCUUUCAGUAAAUUAAACCACAUCAAGAACUACCAACGUUCAACCAUGACCGAAAAUCGAUUGACUGACUUUGGAACACUAGCAAUUGAAAGCAAACUUGCAAGACAGUUAAAUUUCGAUAAUAUCAUUGAUCACUUUGCUAGUUUAAAAGCCAGAAAGGCACAUGUUUAAUUAUCUAAUCAUUGUAAUGAUGACUUAUUAUACUUUAA
Messenger RNA from Amphimedon queenslandica, 852 nucleotides. RefSeq lists its product as uncharacterized. Gene Ontology annotation, molecular function: protein dimerization activity. Bases 389 to 814 code for a protein of 141 amino acids. The record is from RefSeq and is a predicted model, not a curated record. Lineage: Eukaryota; Metazoa; Porifera; Demospongiae; Haplosclerida; Niphatidae. The transcript has a single exon.